AUAUUGCUGUGAGAAAUGGGGCAUUGUACUAUUUUUAAGCAAUUUGUGCAUUUGUCAUCCUCAGUGACUCACGUGAUAGUAGGACAUGUACUACAUGACGUCCCUGGACAAACUGUCUGUCCCCACUGCCAGCAGUCAGUGGUCACCAGGACAGAGCGCACAGCAGGCCUGAUGACCUGGGCUAUCUGUGCUGGCCUCGGCGUCUUUGGGUGUUUUCUUUGCUGUUGUAUACCAUUCUGCAUUGAUUCCUGUCAAGAUGUGGAGCACCGUUGUCCUUCCUGCCAAAGAAUCAUCUACGUUUACAAGCGAAUGUGAAACCAACUCUGAUUAAGGAAGAAGACCUAAAUUCUUAUCUGCACCUUUACUUACUCUUUGAUUAUUUUUACACUGAUCAAAAUGAUACCGUAAAAUACAUUUAUCCUAUGCUGACAUUGUCCUGGUAAUUUUGCUACUUUUUCACAUUUCAAUGCUAACGACGUAAGCCUCACACUACAGGGAGUCACAUUAAGCAGUGAGUGGUGAACUUGUAAUUCAAUACAAAACUCUUACAUGAUGCUAUUAUUAUAUUAUUUCAUAAUACAAACACAAACAAUUAUGUUGAUGAAAGAUAUACAAAAUAACUGUGUCUUCUGUAGUUAUGAGUCUCUGUAAAACCAAGACAACAAGAUUAACCACUGAUAAGAGAAAACAGACGUUGUAAUUUUUAUUAGUAGUUUUAAUUUUUUAAGUCCUUACACAUGUGGUCGACACGGAUAUACUCAUAAAAGAAAUAGUAAAGAUAACAAAACAUAAAAGCGUACAUUUGUGAGUGUAGAGAGGGUAGAAUCUGUUUGGAUAACUGCUGUCUUUGGUGAAAUAGAUAUUGUUUUUCUAUUUUGGCAUUGCCUCCGGUUUCGGAGAAAUCAUGUUUUGUUAAAUUCUUCAAGGUAACCUUUUUGGAAGGCUGUUGUUCCUUUGACAUGUGUUUUGCUAAGAGGCUCCUAGCCAUUGUGGUUUGCUGAUCUUUUUUCAACGUUUAUCUAUCUAACUAAUCCUCUAAUAACUCCUAAUAUUAAUAGCCGAGUAUGGAUUUCUAAUCUGCUGUUCCUAGACCUGCUCUUAUUAGAUAAGCACUGAGCGGUAAAACACCACAGCAACAUGGAGGUCUCUCAGCUGGUGCAUCUUUCUCCAGAGAGGGCUGUACCAAAAUGUAAGCAUAGUAUACACAAAGUAAAACAUAAUGCAUAACAACGCAGGGCUAGCUCAAAAGCACAACAGAACUUGAUACAGUCUAUUGCUUUAGAAAGGAUGUGCCUGUUUUUGUCAACCUCCUUAUGAUGCUUACUGAUCCCUUUCCUGUAGCCUUCAUUGAGUUGGACAGUUGUGUUUACUUUCCUUAACAUGCUGGUCGCAUAGUAAUUUCCACGUGGAUUCUAGUUUGUUCAUGCUUUUUAUUUUUUAUUUUUAAUAUGUGCUUUCAGUCGCAGACACCUGUCUUGAUCCAAGCUGGGUCUGAUCCUGACGUUUGAAAAAUUAGGCAGGGGAAGCAAAAAAUACUAAUAAUAUUUGCUGGCUGUACUGCUUUUUACACUGAUCAACAUUAUAAUGUAAAAUACAAUUAUGCUGAAAUUGUCCAUGGUUAUUUUUCGCUUUUUCACAUUUGAAUGCUAAUGACAUAUGCCUCACACUUUGGGGAUUCUAAAUAAGCAGUGAGUGGUGAAUUAGUUAAAUAAAAAGCUGUAAUACGAAAA
Notothenia coriiceps (black rockcod) is the source of this 1730-nucleotide messenger RNA. Its product is annotated as lipopolysaccharide-induced tumor necrosis factor-alpha factor homolog. The record is from RefSeq and is a predicted model, not a curated record. Lineage: Eukaryota; Metazoa; Chordata; Actinopteri; Perciformes; Nototheniidae. The transcript has 2 exons. The coding region runs from base 16 to 315 and encodes 99 amino acids. Gene Ontology annotation, molecular function: zinc ion binding. Gene Ontology annotation, cellular component: cytoplasmic side of late endosome membrane; cytoplasmic side of lysosomal membrane; nucleus.